Messenger RNA from Adineta ricciae, 975 nucleotides. The record is from the annotation of a GenBank genome assembly. NCBI's taxonomy places the organism in Eukaryota, Metazoa, Rotifera, Eurotatoria, Adinetida, Adinetidae.
AUGAGUACACUUGUUUUAACUCCUUCACAACCUCCAACUACGAUUCAUCAUCAACGGCAGCAGACGAAUAAAAGCAAUUCAUCUACCGUUGACCCUCUUCGUGCUCGAUAUCUAAUAGCACAUAAACUAGCUUCAGGUGGCUUCGGCGAAGUCUACGCGGGCAUAAGAAAGAAAGAUGGCAUGCCAGUAGCUCUGAAAGUCGUUCCGAAGAAGCGUAUGCGUGAAGUCAACACUCCUGAUGGAAGAUUACCACUUGAAGUUGUUUUAUUACGACGUGUAGCAAAAGUUAAGAAUGUUAUACAUAUGUUGGACUAUUUCAUUCACAAUGAUCAACUCGUUAUCGUUCUUGAAAGACCUGAACAUUGCUGUGAUUUGUACGAUUUUAUUACUGCACGACCAAAUGGCAUAGAUGAACGUCUGGCGCGUGAUUUUCUUAAACAAAUCAUUCAAAUUCUUAAAGAUGUCCAUCAAUGUGGAGUUCUACAUCGAGAUAUCAAAGAUGAAAAUUUCCUUGUCGACACACGUACGGGACAAAUCUAUCUGAUCGAUUUUGGUUCGGGAGCGAUAUUUCACGAAGGAAUCUAUACAGAUUUCGAAGGUACGGCUUGUUAUGCGCCGCCCGAAUGGGUGACAUGUCGUCGAUACUUUGGCUUACCACAAACAGUCUGGUCGUUAGGGAUUUUAUUGUAUGAUCUCGUUUGUGGUGAUAUUCCUUUUGUUGAUGAAUUAUCGAUCGUAAAGUGUCAACCACAAUUUCCAGCUCAUCUAUCCCCAGAUUGUAUUCAACUGAUUGAACAAUGUUUAUCGAUACGCUCUUCUGAAAGGCCGACGCUGGACGAAUGUUUACAAUCUGAAUGGUUGAAAUCACCGUCGUCGAGAGACUUAUGUUUAGCACACGUACCGCGUCGACGUCCCGGACGUAACUCUUCGUCAUCGAAAUCAACAAGUUCGUCAUCGAGAGGAAACUCUUUGUAA